UUGAAAAGAAGAUGGAGUCUGAGAAGAUGAGCUACAAUGCUGGAGUUGCCAAGGGCCAAACUCAGGAAAAGGCCAGCAACCUUAUGGACAAGGCUAGCAACACUGCUCAGUCUGCUAAAGAAUCCAUGCAAGAGGCUGGUCAGCAGAUGAAGGCCAAGGCACAAGGAGCUGCUGAUGCCGUGAAGGAUACAAUCAACAAGUGA
Messenger RNA from Gastrolobium bilobum, 203 nucleotides. Its product is annotated as late embryogenesis abundant protein 2-like. Lineage: Eukaryota; Viridiplantae; Streptophyta; Magnoliopsida; Fabales; Fabaceae. The record is from RefSeq and is a predicted model, not a curated record. The coding region runs from base 12 to 203 and encodes 63 amino acids. The transcript is spliced from 3 exons.